CCUGCUUCUCUGAUCAGCUGACUUUGAGUGAGAUGCUCAGUUGAAGGACCCCAGUGUCUAAAACCUGUUAAUUUCUGCUCAAUGUAUGGGAAGUUGCGCCUCUUUUACUGAGUUACACAUUGUGGACAAAACGCUGAACUUAUUACAGACAUUGUUACCCUCAGUGACUUCCUUUUAUUUGCAGCCGGGUGGACAAAUUUCCUGCCAGCAGUCAUGACAGAAUUCUGGUUGAUUUCUGCUCCGGGGGAGAAGACAUGCCAGCAGACCUGGGACAAGCUGAUGGUGGCCACUACACGCACCAACAACUUGUCCACCAACAACAAGUUCAAUAUCCCUGACCUCAAGGUUGGAACAUUAGAUGUGUUAGUGGGUUUGUCGGAUGAGCUGGCUAAACUUGACACUUUUGUGGAAAGUGUGGUGAAGAAGGUUGCUCAGUACAUGGCUGAUGUUCUGGAGGACAGCAGAGACAAAGUGCAGGAGAACUUACUGGCAAAUGGAGUUGACCUGGUCACCUACAUCACCAGAUUUCAGUGGGAUAUGGCUAAAUAUCCAAUUAAACAGUCGCUGAAGAACAUCUCUGAGAUCAUCUCCAAGCAAGCAACUCAGAUAGACAAUGACCUGAAGGCCAGAGCUUCUGCUUACAACAAUCUGAAGGGAAACCUGCAGAAUCUGGAGAGGAAGAAUGCGGGGAGCUUGCUGACCAGGAGUCUGGCUGACAUUGUGAAGAAAGAGGACUUUGUGCUGGACUCAGAAUACCUGAUUACCAUGCUGGUGGUUGUCCCAAAGACAAGCUAUGCUGACUGGCAGAAGACAUAUGAAACACUGGCAGAAAUGGUUGUUCCACGCUCCACGAAGCUGCUGUUUGAAGACCAUGACAGUGGUCUGUUCAGUGUCACUCUCUUCAGGAAGGCUGUAGAUGACUUCAAACAUAAGGCCAGAGAAAACAAAUUUACAGUGCGUGACUUCCAAUACAAUGAGGAAGAGAUGAAAGCAGACAAAGAAGAGAUGACACGUUUGUCCACGGACAAGAAGAAGCAGUUUGGGCCUCUGGUCCGAUGGCUGAAGGUGAAUUUCAGUGAGGCUUUCAUUGCGUGGAUUCACAUAAAAGCCCUGCGUGUGUUUGUUGAGUCCGUUUUGAGAUACGGGCUGCCAGUCAACUUCCAGGCCAUGCUGCUUCAGCCCAACAAGAAGAACAUGAAGAAACUGAGAGAAGUGCUGUAUGACCUGUACAAACAUCUGGACAGCAGUGCUGCAAUCAUUGAUGCUUCCAUGGACAUCCCAGGAUUAAACUUGAGCCAGCAGGAGUACUAUCCCUAUGUUUACUACAAGAUCGACUGCAAUCUGCUGGACUUCAAAGUCUAAAAAACUUUGCCAUUAACAUCAUGUGCUGUAGUGUUCUGAUGUAACAUGUUCACAUUCACAAGCUUUAAUUUAUUUCCACCUCUGCCCUGUUUUCUGAUUUUCCCUUUUGCAUUUCAUCCUUUUUUUUAACACAGUUUCUGAUACAUUCCUGAGUCUACACUAAAUAAGUUGUUUGAAGAAUGCUGAACGGCAGCUCUUAGUGAAAUCUCUUCACUCAGCUUUGAAUAUGGGCCUUCUUUUUUGUUAUUUCCUGUUUGUUUUACACCUGAAAGUGAACUUAACCAGUUUCCUUUCGUCAGAAUGUUAAACAUUCUUAAAUGUCAUUAAAUCACAUCCGAACUGGUGUCUUUUUAUUCUCCCCCCAUCCUGUUUUAAACUGACAUGAUAGGUACACAUAUGGGAGAGGCGUGGGGAUAAAUAAAUGUAUGUUAAAUAUGGUAUUUAUUUUAAAACUCUAAAAUCUGUGAACAUGUUUUUGUUUGUUCAGUUUUUGAAGGUGAUGUGUUUUUAGUUCCUUGUAAGGAAUGCCUGUUUACAAGUAGAUGUCAACCAAUGUUUCCCUUCUCAAACUGUACUUAUGUGAAACCUUGAAACUGAUUAUUUUACUGUACAAAUAAGCAAUAUGUUUGCUGACUGUAUGCUCUUAAUUCAAAUAUAUAUAUAUAUAUAUAUAUAAAGGAGUUUGGGAAACCACUAAAAGUAAAUGUGCAAAUACUGUAUUGUUGGAAUGAAUGGAAAUUAAAA
Molecule: messenger RNA, 2106 nt
Organism: Melanotaenia boesemani (Boeseman's rainbowfish)
Lineage: Eukaryota; Metazoa; Chordata; Actinopteri; Atheriniformes; Melanotaeniidae
Gene: atp6v1c1b
Product: ATPase H+ transporting V1 subunit C1b
Exons: 13
Coding region: 214-1362 (382 amino acids)
Biological process (GO): proton transmembrane transport
Cellular component (GO): vacuolar proton-transporting V-type ATPase, V1 domain; lysosomal membrane
Molecular function (GO): proton-transporting ATPase activity, rotational mechanism
Source: RefSeq, a predicted model, not a curated record